CCCAAUUCGGUAGUGGGCGCGGGAAAUAGAAGACAACAAUGUCCAUGUAAAUGUAUUGCAACUGUCUCUCCAUUGGUAUAAAAAUAAGGUAAACCUGCAACUCUUAGAUCUCCAAGCAUGAACAGAAAGCUCAACAUUCAUCAUUCGAAUUCCAGUCUCCUUUGUCUGGUCAAACACCACCAAAAUCGCCAGCAUGAAGAAAACCGUUCUCAUCACUGGCUGCUCAGAGGGUGGCAUGGGCGCCGCCCUCGCAGUGGCCUUUCAGGAAGCCGGCCUAUACGUCUACGCCACAGCUAGAGAUCCAUCGAAGAUGGCAAGCCUCGGACGUGCUGGUAUCGAGACCUUCACACUAGAUGUUCUGUCCGCCGAAUCAAUUGCCGCUUGCGUGACCAAGGUACCCAGUCUCGACAUUCUGGUCAACAAUGCUGGUGCUAGUUAUAGCAUGCCUGUUUCGGAUCUCUCCAUCAACCACGCCAAGAAGUUAUUUGAUAUUAACGUGUGGGCCCACCUCGUUGUCACCCAGGCAUUCCUCCCAUUAUUGCUCAAGUCCAAGGGCAUGAUCGUCAAUCAGACCUCCGUUGUGGGAGCAGCCGCCAUACCAUUUCAGUCUGCCUAUAAUGCAUCCAAAGCCGCUAUGUCCAUGUUUUCCGACUGUCAACGCCUGGAGCUCGAGCCUUUCGGUGUCAAAGUUAUUGACCUCAAGACCGGAGCUGUGGCUUCCAACCUGAUCAGGAACCAAAAGGCUCUGACUCCUCUGUCUCUACCAAAAGCCUCCAUCUACCAGCCAGCAAGAGAGGCUGUGGAGUCCGCCAUGCGCAAUGACAAGAUGGCCGAUGUAGGCACACCGGCGAACCAAUGGGCAAAGGAAGUCGUGGGAGAUCUGUUGAAGAAGAGCCCCCCGCUCGUCAUCUGGAGAGGGGCAAACGCGCGACUAGGACGGAUUGGAACCAUCAUGCCUCAUGGAAUGAUGGAUUCAACGAUAAAGAAGAUGACUGGGCUUGAUGUAGUUGAACAGAAGGUGCAAAAUUAGUGCUCGCAUUCCAUACUAGAGAGCCCUAGCCUAUAUAGUAAAUCGAGGUGGCAUAGGAAUCAUUCGGUUUAUCACAAAAGAAAUUAACUUUGUACUUGAACAUGCUCCCGUUAUUUAUUAUCAGUCAAGAGUACGUUGUCCAUAGCAUCUUAAAGAUAUGAAAGAAGGGUCAAUUCUU
Truncatella angustata is the source of this 1208-nucleotide messenger RNA. RefSeq lists its product as uncharacterized. The transcript has a single exon. Bases 194 to 1030 code for a protein of 278 amino acids. Gene Ontology annotation, biological process: phosphatidic acid biosynthetic process; triglyceride catabolic process. Gene Ontology annotation, cellular component: endoplasmic reticulum; lipid droplet. Gene Ontology annotation, molecular function: acylglycerone-phosphate reductase (NADP+) activity; triacylglycerol lipase activity. The record is from RefSeq and is a predicted model, not a curated record. NCBI's taxonomy places the organism in Eukaryota, Fungi, Ascomycota, Sordariomycetes, Amphisphaeriales, Sporocadaceae.